AUGGAUGAGUCGAAAGAGGUUUCACCCUGGAAGCAGCAAGAUGAUGGCCUCUGGCGUCGUCCCCUUGUCGGGCCUGAGCGAAUGUACGAUCAAUGGCUGGAGCUCGACAGUUGGACCGAGUGGAUGGGUGCUACCAUGUACCAUGUUUUCCACAGCAAGAUCUCUCUGUUCGCUACUAUUGAUCGUGGCGAAGGAGCUGCAACUGCAAAGUCCCGAGAUUUCGUCUAUCGCCCGCUCACUUCUGAUGACGACUUGGCUGAAAGAAUUGCAACGCGGACUACUAUCGUGCAUACAUCAGAGACGGUCCAGGCUGGGUUGAAGUCGUUGACAGAUGACUUCUACUCGGACCCAGAAAAGCGCAUCAGCUUUGAGCUCGGGGACCAUCUAAUCCACAUAUCACUCAUUGUUUCAUCCGCAGAGUCGGGGACCUUUGCUAUUGCCAUUCGCUGCAACCAUGCGCUUAACGAUUUUUGGAGCGGCGCUGGGGUUUUGGACAAGACUCUUGGUAGCCUUGCCAACGGUUUAAUCAACGACGAGCCACUGCUCCCAUAUGAAAUAUUUUCUACUAUGAAUCUGCAUCCUUGCUAUCUCGACCUUCUGGAGGACCCGAUUGGGGAUGCACCAUUAGAUGAUGAAUCCAAAGAAAGAGCAAGACAGCUUCUCGCCGCUAACCAGAAUAACAUUACGUUAUGUCCUAUCUCGGAGGAGCCGGCAGGAGACUUACCAAACACCGACUAUACUGUCCGGAGACGAGAACUUUCCGAGAACAUGACGAAGAAUAUCAUCCAGAUGUGCAAAAGGCACGGCGUUACUGUGACGUCUUUCCUGACAGCAAUGCAAGCGCUUGCCCUGGUCGAAACAUUCCCGCCACAAGACCCGGCGCGAACUCUGGCAGCUCCUAUCUGCGUGAGUAACAGGUUACGACACAUGGUUUACCAAUACAGCGAUCGAUCAGCCGGUACACUAAACCCACUAGACGAAGUGCACAGGAUCGGAGCUAUUAUGGGACCCAUCAUGGCUUCUACCAUCCUUGUGACUCCCUUCUUGGUCAGCGUAUAUGACGGGCCCAACGACGGCCAUAGCUGGCGUGCCAAUGUCUGGAAGGUAGCCAAGAGUGCUGAUAGAGCGACCAAGGAGGAGGUAAAGAGUAACAUCAGUGAUCAUGUGGAUUGGACGCAGGGUCCAGCUGCCUUUGGGGUUCUCGCUCAAGCGGUAGAGGCGAUGAAAGCUGGACAUGUACCACCACCGCCUGGUGUGUACACACCUCUUUCGAAUGCCGGUCUCUUAGAUGGGGUUCAUCUUCAAGAGUCACACAGCACUAUCGGCAAAGGCAAGAACAAGGGCCCAGUGAUAAAGCUGGAGGACUUCUCAUUUUACCCACGGGUCAGCAACUGGUUCGGACCUCAAACUUGGGCUUGGAUGGCCUUGGGAAAACUGAACAUCAUUAUGGUAAUGCCUGAUCCACGUGUGCGAUCGGUCCCGAAUCUGAAAUGGUGGGAUUUAUACAACGACAAGAUUGUCAAGUUCUUGGAUGAGAGUGUCACUGUAGGGGAUAUAUGA
Fusarium sp. VM40 is the source of this 1560-nucleotide messenger RNA. NCBI's taxonomy places the organism in Eukaryota, Fungi, Ascomycota, Sordariomycetes, Hypocreales, Nectriaceae. The record is from the annotation of a GenBank genome assembly.